AUGAUAGGUCGCCUAGGCACGGAAGACGAGAAAGCACUUGAGCAGUCGAUCAUAUUUGCUAUACAGAACGGUUACCGCCUGAUUGACACAGCCCAGUACUAUGGGAUUGAAUCAGUCGUCGGUCGUGCGGUCAAAAAUAGCGGGGUGCCCCGGUCUGACAUCACUGUCGUGACAAAGUAUUGGGGGGAUUACCAUCACAACGUCGCCGCUGCACUGGAAAUUUCCCUCAGAGAACUCUCCCUUGACUAUAUCGACGUCUUUCUCAUGCAUUGGCCGUGGGCAAUGACGCCGGAAGGAAAUCCUCUGAAAAUCCAGGAGUCUCCUACCUUUGUGGAGACCUGGAAGCAAAUGGAGAAACUGGUAGGGGACCAAUGCAAAGGAAUCGGCGUAUGUAACUUCACCGAGAAGACUCUGAGUGUGCUACUCGAGCAAGCCACUAUAAUUCCGGUCAUCAAUCAGGUUGAGCUUCAUGCACUUAAUCCCUGUUUGAAAUUGGUCCCAUAUUGCCAGUCGAAGGGAAUUCAUGUCAUGGGUUGGGGUACCCUGGGAGGUGAUAGCCAGGUGGCUAAAAACCAUAUACUUACGGAUGGCAUUUUCACAAGCAUCGCCAAAAAGCACAAGUGCUCGCCGGGUGCAGUCUCCCUGUCAUGGGCUGUGCAGCGUGGUACAACAGUCAUCCCGAAGAGCAGUUCCCAAACGCGUGUUAUCGAAAACAUCAGUCUCAUCAGUCUAGAUGACGAAGACAUGGCCAAGAUCAAUGGUGCGCACAGCCAACUUGAACAGCACAGAAUCUGCAAUAUCCACCAUCUCUUAUGGAUUGAACUGGAUGGCAAACGCACAUUACAAGGCUGGACGGAAGUCGACUUCGGUUGGGAGGACGAACAUGGAAACUGGUUGACAUGA
Molecule: messenger RNA, 903 nt
Organism: Penicillium olsonii
Lineage: Eukaryota; Fungi; Ascomycota; Eurotiomycetes; Eurotiales; Aspergillaceae
Source: the annotation of a GenBank genome assembly